Molecule: messenger RNA, 354 nt
Organism: Caenorhabditis briggsae
Lineage: Eukaryota; Metazoa; Nematoda; Chromadorea; Rhabditida; Rhabditidae
Exons: 2
Coding region: 1-354 (117 amino acids)
Source: RefSeq, a predicted model, not a curated record
AUGACCGUUUCAGGUUAUGGGAAAAUGUAUCUACUUCAAAUCGUCAUAUUCUCACUAGUAACUGCAUAUUGUCGUUCAGCACUCUAUGAUGAUUAUAGACAUGCACAAUUUAUCCGAGACUGGGCUGCUCAUUGCGUCGACAAAUAUCUGCCAAAGUAUGAUGCUCAAGAAGUAGGACCAGAAAUCAGAAAAUGCGAUACAGAGCGAUGCGUAUACUUCAUGUACAAGUACAUCGCUGACAAUCUACCUGAGAAAUUCCUUGAGUUUGACAUUUGUUUCGAGACCAACACUGCCAGAAAGUCAUCCAGAUCUCCAUCAACGAACCCGGAACAACAUUACACUUCUAGAAGUUAG